AUGACGUACUCCUCCAUGUAUUGUGGCCGCGCUAUGGUCAUCCUGAUCCUUCCAGUGUUCGCUGAAGUCCCAGAUGUGGCGACAGUGGACGGUGUUGAUACCAAGAAAGUGCCAGGAUGCUACCUGCGAGAUGCGAGGUAUCUCUUAACGCACCUGGACCAUGUUACCAAUCCCAUUGAGAACGUCUUCGACUUUUUGGAGUGCCAAAUGCUUUGCUCAAAGACAGCAGGCUGUGGUCGUUUCGUUUAUUCGCCCUCGGAGUUGUUCUGCUAUCUGGGUGCUGGAGAUCAAGGAGUUGUAGAUGCCAAGGGGGCAGUGUCUGGACCAGCUGUUUGCCCGGAGGACCCCGCAGCCUGCCAUCAGCUCCCUACGGCUCCGUUUCCUGCGGAGACGCCGGAAGCCAGCCAAAGGGCUUGGCCAAUGAACUACACACCGACCUUGCUUCAGUGUUGGCCCUUGAAUGCCAAUGUGCAGCCAGCCUAUUGCAAGUCGCAUCCACCGGUGACAUUGGAGAAAUCCACACAUGCAGGGCGAUGUCAAACCUUACACCUGGUGGAUCUGCCGGAAGCAGAGUCCUGUGGCCAGAACUGUGCUGGAAACCUACUUUGUUCCAGCUGGCAGGAGAGGUCCGAGGGGAGGAGAGGCCUCAGCUGCUACCAAGGACUUGGUGAAGCUUGUUUUGGGUCGGAGGGGCCCGAAGUAGUUGAUGCGGGUCGGCUUCAACAUGGGCAGUACCGAGUCAUUGCGGAGUUGAAAGGGGUGCAGCUCAUGGGCUUGUCCUUUGGCUUUGCUGCUGGGUCACAACAGGAGCAGGCCAUCAAACGCUGCCGUGAUAUUUGCCUUUCUCUGCUGCCCUGCCAGGCCUGGCAGUACUCCAGCGAAGCCGGCUGCUACCUGGAGAAUUCAUUCAUCCAAGCCAUGCCAUACCCCCCAGUGGUGCAGAAGGGAAGCAGCUUCGCCCAUACGGCUGUGGCGGGCGAAUAUCUGCAACGUCUUUGCAGUGGAUAUCUCAGCAGAGUUCGAGGGGAUGCGCAAGAUGCGGAAGUGAAAAAGCAAGCUGCCAUGAUGGUGGCAUAUGAUGACAAGGAGACGUCUCCGCAGAAAUCUGAAGGUGCUCCGGUCCCAGUGGUGGUGCCUAGCAGCGCACCAGCAGAAGAGUCAAGUCGUCCACAGGAGUCUUCGGCUGUGCCGGUUUCCCCAUCCACUGAUGCGAUGCUUCCGCCCACUCUUCCACCAGCCACAGGGGCAGCUGCUCCACCAGCCACAGGGGAAGCUGCAUCUGCAACGGCAGCUGCAGGUAUUGCAGUGACACCACCAUCACCCGCAGGCGCCCCAAAUCUGGCCCCGCAACCCAUGUCGGUGCCUACCGUGGCACCACUGAAGCCAGCUCCGGUGGCCACCCUGGCACCGGUUCCCACACUGGCACCUGUGGCAACUGUGGCACCAGCAGGGCCAGCAGGGCUGCCUUUAACGCCUCUGCUUCCAGUGGCCAGUGCGGGCCCCUUGCGGUUUCGAGAGGGCGCUGACGCCAAGCCGGUGCCACAAAGCGGUGGCGCUGCAGCAGAGCUGCAGGGAGGUCAUGGAAGGAGGUCUAUCUCGGACUGGCUGGUGGUGAGCAUGGGAGUCUUUGGCUUGGUCAUGGUGUGCAUUGCAGCCCACUUCCUUCGGAGCAACGGGUCCAGACGGAAGGGCGUGAGUGAAUCUGACAGCUCUGACCAGGAUUUCGAUACUGAACGCUUUGCUGAUGCACCCUUCA
Messenger RNA from Cladocopium goreaui, 1756 nucleotides. NCBI's taxonomy places the organism in Eukaryota, Dinophyceae, Suessiales, Symbiodiniaceae. The record is from the annotation of a GenBank genome assembly.